UAACACCAUCAUGACAGGGUGUAGCAAUCACCGACCGCUCUACGCCAUGAAGGGGCAAAUUUAUCUACACAAGGAAAAAAAAAACACGAACAUUGAUCCUUGUUCUUUACUUGCGCCUUCGGUUUUCUCUCUCUUUCUCUCUCCUCCCCAAUCGGAUCGGAGCAGUCGCCUCGACUGGCGGGAGUCGAAAACCAGAGAUCCCAUUACAUAGAGCGUGAAGAUGAAGAUUUUCGUCAAGACUCUCAAGGGAACUCACUUCGAAAUUGAAGUGAACCCCGACGACACGGUGGUUGAUGUUAAGAAAAAUAUAGAGUCUGUGCAAGGGGCAACCUUGUACCCUGCAGGGCAACAGAUGCUUAUUCAUCAGGGGAAGGUUCUAAAAGAUGGAACAACACUAGAGGAAAACAAGGUUGCCGAAAAUAGUUUUGUCGUCGUCAUGAUAGCAAAGAAUAAGGGCUCAUCUGGUGAAGGUUCAACAACAUCAACUGCACCUACAACUAAGGUACCGCAGACAAGUGCGCCAGCCCCUCCUGCUGCCCCUCAAGCUCCUACCACAACAACGUCGUCGCCUGCACCUGUUCUUGUACCUUCGCCAGCACCUGUUCUUGUACCUUCGCCAGCACCUGUUCUUGUACCUUCGCCUGCUCCUGUUCCUGUUCCACCUCCAGUUCCUACCUCGGCAGUUGCUGCUGUGUCAGAGUCUGAUGUCUAUGGUCAAGCAGCAUCGAGUCUGGUUGCUGGAAGUAACCUUGAGGGAACAAUCCAGCAAAUUCUUGAUAUGGGUGGAGGGAAUUGGGAUAGAGAUACCGUUGUUCGAGCUCUUCGUGCAGCUUUUAACAACCCUGAAAGAGCUGUUGAAUACCUAUAUACUGGUAUCCCUGAGCAAGCUGAAGUUCCUCCUGUUGCCCCAGCCCCAGCGAGUGGGAUAGGUGCAAAUUUACCAGCUCAGCCUCCACAAUCAGCACCUGUUCCUUCAAGUGGACCCAAUGCAAAUCCAUUGGAUCUCUUUCCCCAGGGCCUGCCAAACAUGGGUACAAAUGCUGCUGGGGCAGGCACGUUAGAUUUUCUUCGCAACAGUCAGCAGUUCCAAGCUUUGCGAACUAUGGUGCAGGCCAAUCCACAAAUUUUGCAGCCCAUGCUUCAGGAGUUAGGCAAGCAAAACCCUCACCUGAUGCGGCUGAUUCAGGAGCACCAGGCUGAUUUCCUUCGCCUAAUCAAUGAACCUGUUGAAGGUGGAGAGGGGAACGUCUUGGGGGAUCUCGCUGCAGCAAUGCCACAGGCGGUAACAGUUACACCUGAGGAACGGGAAGCCAUAGAACGUCUCGAGGCGAUGGGUUUUGACCGAGCACUUGUUUUGGAGGUGUUCUUUGCAUGCAACAAGAAUGAAGAACUGGCUGCCAAUUACCUUUUAGAUCACAUGCAUGAGUUUGAAGAAUGAUGUUAUAUGGGCAAUGAUUUCAGCAUUUCUACCUCUCCCCUCUCCAUCCAUCUUUUCUUGGUAUUCUCUCUCUUCAUGUUUUUCCUUUGGUUCCCUUUCUCCUUUGAAUGCAUACACUUUAACCCCAGCAUAAACUUGUGGAGUUUCAUAAUGUCCGAGUGCUGUGAUAAAAUUAAAUGUCAAUAUAAUUAUAUCA
Rhododendron vialii is the source of this 1634-nucleotide messenger RNA. RefSeq names its product ubiquitin receptor RAD23c-like. The coding region runs from base 221 to 1438 and encodes 405 amino acids. Gene Ontology annotation, molecular function: damaged DNA binding; ubiquitin binding; proteasome binding. Gene Ontology annotation, biological process: nucleotide-excision repair; proteasome-mediated ubiquitin-dependent protein catabolic process. Gene Ontology annotation, cellular component: nucleoplasm; cytosol. The record is from RefSeq and is a predicted model, not a curated record. Lineage: Eukaryota; Viridiplantae; Streptophyta; Magnoliopsida; Ericales; Ericaceae. The transcript is spliced from 12 exons.